GAAAAAGGGAGGAUAAUUAUUUUUCACAGUUGUCUUGUUGUUGUUUUUACAUUCAGGUACUAGAUGUCGGCUCGGGUUCCUAAGCCAUCUUCUAAAAGUAGUAGAUUUAUGCCCAACUCAAGCGGUCGGACUGCCUCUAAGAAACCCGGGUCUAUUCUUCCUUCAAGGAAUGCACACACCACUGCUCAAGGAAAUGAUCGGAAGCCACUUUUUAGCAUAUCCGAAGAACAUAAACUCGAACUAAGGAAGGCCUUCGACAUGUUCGACACACAAGGCAUAGGCCGCAUCCAGGCGCGCGAAGUCAAAGUCGCCUUCUAUGCCCUAGGUUAUGACGUCACGGACGGGGAGCUGAGGCAGCUCUUGCAGGACGUCCAUGCGAACCUCUCAGAUGGUGAUGGUAUGGUCGACUUCAACGAGUUUUUUAGCGUUUUGACUCGAAAAAUGACUUCAAAAGAAUCUAGAAUUGAGCCCGUGCGUGCUUUUAAACAGAUCGAUGAGGAUGACAAGGGGUAUAUAUCACUGGAUGAUUUGCGUAAAAUUGCCCAAUCACAGCAUCUCGAUCUCACCGAUGAUGAGCUGAUGGAAAUGAUUCUAUUCUCACAUACUGUGCCAUCUGGGAUGCAACAUUCGGCAACUAUGGGUGGUAGCAGCCGCACGAGUUCUGCAGGAUUCGAUAUGAGAGAAAUGUCUGUAGUCACCGAGGAUGAAUUUAUAAAGCUGAUGCAGCAAGCAGAGGCAUAUUUGUCCUAGUCAUGUGGUGCAUGGUUACAUCUUUAGUGAAAAUAUACUCGUUUUUUGAGCUUUAGAUUGUCACCCUUUUUCAAUGUAAAGUAUCCCGUUUCUCAUAUAUAUUUGUGAAUUAUUCUAUUAGGAUCGAGAGAGAUUUACACAUUUUUUUCUGCGAUU
Messenger RNA from Phytomonas sp. Hart1, 906 nucleotides. NCBI's taxonomy places the organism in Eukaryota, Euglenozoa, Kinetoplastea, Trypanosomatida, Trypanosomatidae. The record is from the annotation of a GenBank genome assembly.